Rhodotorula toruloides NP11 is the source of this 2520-nucleotide messenger RNA. Its product is annotated as voltage-gated chloride channel. The coding region runs from base 1 to 2520 and encodes 839 amino acids. Gene Ontology annotation, biological process: chloride transport; transmembrane transport. The transcript is spliced from 14 exons. The record is from RefSeq and is a predicted model, not a curated record. Gene Ontology annotation, cellular component: Golgi apparatus; membrane; early endosome. Gene Ontology annotation, molecular function: voltage-gated chloride channel activity. Lineage: Eukaryota; Fungi; Basidiomycota; Microbotryomycetes; Sporidiobolales; Sporidiobolaceae.
AUGCCGGAGUCUUACGAGGCGUCAACGAGCACGCACAAGUUGGACGGUCAAGCGGGAUGGAAUGGCCGGGCCAACGGCGCAAACGGCUUCCCUAGCUUUCCGAAACACAUCUUCUCGUCUCCCAAUGCGAACGAUGUCUUUCCGAGAUCGACGACCCCUCUCCCACCUGCAUCUGCGACCGUCUCGGGCGGCAGUUCCAUCGACUGGACGCAAGAAUACGCACGAGAACGCCUGCGCAAGUCACUCAUCCUGGCGACACCCGGUCUGCGGGGCGUCAUUGUCCGGCUGUGGGACGCGAGCAAGCCAUGGGUCGUAGUCGUGUUGACGGGAAUGGCGACGGGGGUCAUCGCGAGUUGCCUCGACAUACUGAGUGCCUGGCUCAGCGAUUUGCGGCUAGGCGCGUGCAGAGACAUGUGGUGGAUGAGCCGAGGGUUGUGUUGUGCAGGGCUAGAUCCGCAAGAGACGUGCCGUGCAUGGCGGACAUGGGGUGAGAUCGUCGGCGACGAGAAGCACGUCGUUCUGCGCGCCUUGACGCAGUAUAGCGUCUACAUGGCUUUCGCCGUCGCCUUCGCCCUCGUCUCGUCGGCUUUCGUCAACGUGUUCGCCCCCUUCGCCUUCCACACCGGCAUCCCCGAGAUCAAAGUCCUCCUCGGCGGCUACAUCAUGGACGGGUUCCUUUCGCCCGUCACGCUGCUCAUCAAGUCACUCGGCCUGCCUCUCGCCGUCGCAAGCGGCCUCAGCCUCGGCAAGGAAGGACCGCUCGUCCACGUCGCUUGCUGCAUCGGCGAUGCGAUGUUGCGGCCGUUCGCCUCGCUGCGCAACAGCGGAGCUCGCAAUCGUGAGAUUCUUUCUGCGGCCGCCGCUGCCGGAGUCUCGGUUGCUUUCGGCGCGCCCCUUGGCGGAGUCUUGUUCUCGCUCGAGGAGAUAUCGACCUUCUUCCCCGGCUCCACCCUCUGGCAAUCUUUCGUCUGCGCCAUCGUCGCCGCCGUCACGCUUCAGUACAUCGACCCAUUCAACACCGGCAAACUCGCGCUGUUCACCGUUCACGCCUCGCAGGUAUGGCGAGGCUUCGAGCUCGUCCCCUGGCUCUUGCUCGGCACCGCAGGCGGUGUCUGGGGGGCGUGGUUCAUUCGCCUGAACGAGGAAUGGGAGCGGCUGCGAAGAGCGUCGGGCAUGCGUCAAUGGCCAAUCACGGAGGUCAGCGUCCUCGCGCUCUUCACGUCGGUCGUCUCCUACCUCGUCAUCUACAUGCGCAUCCCGUCGGCCGAGCUCGUCGUCAAUCUCUUCCAGGACUGCGGCGGUGUCGACCCGUACGGCCUUUGCGACGUUUCCAACACUUCGUCCAUCGUCUUCCUCCUCCUCCUCACCGCCUUCGCUAAGACCCUACUUACGGCCGUCACCUUCGGCGCGUCCAUACCAGCCGGCAUCUUCCUUCCCUCGCUUACGAUCGGAGCUUGCGCCGGUCGCGCUGUUGGCCUCGUCAUGCACCAGAUCCAGAAGGCCAACGCUGAGAGCUGGAUCUUCGCCGACUGUCCGGCCGACGGCGGGUGCAUCAACCCGAGCGUGUACGCCGUCAUUGGCGCGGCGAGCGCACUGGGCGGCGUGACGAGGAUGACGAUCAGUCUCGUCGUCAUCCUGUUUGAGUUGACGGGAGCCAUCGACAUUGUCUUACAGCUCAUGAUGGCGGUCAUGGUCGCCAAGUUCACGGGCGACUACAUCUCGAAGGAGGGCAUCUACGAGACGUGGAUCAACCUCCGCAACUACCCCUUCCUGAACAAUAAAGCCGACUACCGCCGUGACACGGUCCUCGCUCGGCACGUCAUGACGCCUUCGAAUGAGCUCGCCUGCAUCAGCGAUGAGGGCUGGACCCUUUCGCGACUUGAGGCGUUGCUGGAUGAAUCCGAGUACCGGGGCUUUCCUGUGGUCCGGACGGAGCGCGAUCGCCUGGUUAUCGGUUACAUCAGUCAAGCGGACUUGCAGGACGCCAUAGAUCACGCUCGGCGAGUUACCGCAGUAUCGUCAACAACGUUGUGCUACUUCAGCGCUCCGGACCGCCGAGGACGACGAGCCCGCGGCGAGCAGAUCCCGAUACCCCUCGACCCUGCACGAGCGUCAACGACCGCCACCUUCGAACUCGACCUCGAGGCUUCACGCCGGAGAAGCACCCCUGCGGCUGAGGAGCGAGACGGUCCGACGUCAGGCGGAGCUUCGGGAGAGCCGUGGAUCAGCUUGGUGCCCUGGAUGGACGAGAUACCCGUCAACCUCAGCCAGGACACGCCAAUGGAGGUCGUCGUGCAGAUGUUUCAGCGGCUGGGCUUGCGCUUCGUCCUUCUCACAAGGCGCGGCAUGCUUGCGGGUUUGCUCACAAAGAUGGAUUUGCACCGACACAUCCAGGGAGAUCGGGACGACGAGCGCGGCAGCCUGUUCUUCCCUCGCUCGCAUCAGGACGAGGCGGAUCCUCGGCCAAGUGAGACGCCGCUGAUGGAGCGUGCACGGCAUGUAGAGCAGGCGAAUAGAUAG